Lentinula edodes (shiitake mushroom) is the source of this 1566-nucleotide messenger RNA. RefSeq lists its product as uncharacterized. The coding region runs from base 1 to 1566 and encodes 521 amino acids. The transcript has 3 exons. The record is from RefSeq and is a predicted model, not a curated record. NCBI's taxonomy places the organism in Eukaryota, Fungi, Basidiomycota, Agaricomycetes, Agaricales, Omphalotaceae.
AUGCUGAACACCACUCCACUAAGCAGCACCAUUGAUACUACUAGUACCACUUGUACCGCGCUAAUCCUGCUCCCUUCUCGGCAGCGCCCCGCACGCACACGGUCUCUCCCCGCCCGGAUCAACCUCCCAUCCCAAGCUCUCGCGAGUAUAUCUGAAGAACAUAGCGAUGGCCAUAAUCAUAAUCAUAAUGAUAAGCAAGGUGUAGCUGAACUCCGUAGCCGGAUUCAACGUCCCGGCGCAAAGAAGUCUGAGUAUCUUGAGUCACCCAAUCCCGAACCCCAGUUCAAAUCGAAGUCAACGUCUGGGCCAUUUCUUGGCGCUGAUUCUGACACCACCACUACCAUUGCCACUGGUACUGUCCAACCAAGGCUCUUGUUACAGUGGUCCAAAUCAGACCCGAGUCCAUUGACUAGGAAUCAGCUUGGUGAUAAUACAAGCGCGAGCUCGAAUCCGAAGAAUAAAGCGAAGUUGAGAAUCCGGACAAGAACAAGCUCCUCCUCGCUGUCGUCAAGGUUCAAUUUCGAUCGAGAUUGUGGGAUUUGCUUCGACCCCGCCGUCCGACCAUCCCGAACGAAAUGUUGCGGGAAGGUGUUUUGUGAGGAGCAUUUACAUGACUGGCUUCACGGAUCUUCGAACCGCUGCCCGGCCUGUGCGUCAGAAUGUCAUCCACAAACCGGCACAAUCUCGCUCGCGCCUCCUAUGACACCGACUAUACACAAUGUUCCGAUGGGUCUUGUAUCUACUCAUGCUCUUGCUCGUACUCCUCGUACUCCGCCUACUCCCCGCACUCCGCCUUCUCCUCCUACUCCACGUUCCCCGCCCUCUCUCCUUUCACAACCUCUUCCCGUCUAUGCACCCGCACCAAUCCGACCAUCAUUGACAUAUUUCGCCAAUCUUACCAACCUCAAGAGUUCCAUCAGCACAAACAGUGAUUCCCUUGAUCCCGCCUUGGAUUCCACUUCCGAUUCUGAUUGUGGCUCGAGAUUGCUCAUACAUAGACCUUCAGUAGAUAGACCUCCUGAAACUAGUAGUGGUCCGAGCCCUGACAGCCCUCGCUCCGCCACGCUCCUCCUAAUGCUCAACGCCGUCAGCCAAUCCCUCACUCAGAAAAUCGCUCGGGGGCUUGCGAGGCGUGAUACAAACCAGGAUUUUGGGUAUGACUCCGCAACGCCCCAUACGGAGGUGGGAUUACCUCCGGCUCUGAGUCGUUCAGGUUCCCCUGAGUCGUCUUCUUCCUCUCCCAGUUCUCCCAGGAGCCCGUCUUCGUAUUUUAACUUUGACUUUUGUCCUGAUCCGGCUCACCCUUCGGACCUCCCCACGCGUUCCGAAUCCCCUUUUCCCUUAUUCCCACCAACUCGACUCGGUGGGUUGUCGUGUAUCGAGCAUGAGAGAAUGGGUGAUCAAGAUGCACUGGUUCGGGGCUUGUCGGACCUAGGAAGCAAGAUGCUUGCGCGGGUACUGAGUAUGGUUGGGAUGGUAUUGGUUUUGUCUGUGUUUUUCGUGGGGAGGACAGAAUCGGGUUCGCUUGGAGGGUUCGAUUUGGAUGGGCUUGAUGGGCUUGAUUGA